AUGCCUGGGGCGGGCUCCCGGGGCCCCACCGCCGGAGACAGGCGGCUGCGCCUGGCACGACUGGCACUGGUGCUGCUGGGUUGGGUCUCCGCAUCGGCGCCCAGCUCUUCGGUACCCUCGUCUUCCACCUCCCCGGAGGCCUUCCUGGCCUCGGGGUCUGUGCAGCCUCCGCCAGCCGAGCGAUGCCCGGCGGCGUGCGAGUGCUCCGAGGCGGCGCGCACGGUCAAGUGCGUUAACCGCAACCUGAUGGAGGUGCCCGCGGACCUGCCUUCCUACGUUCGCAACCUCUUCAUCACCGGCAACCAGAUGACCGUGCUCCCGGCUGGCGCUUUCGCCCGGCGGCCACCGCUCGCCGACCUGGCGACGCUCAACCUCAGCGGCAACCACCUGAAGGAGGUGUGUGCAGGUGCCUUCGAGCAUCUGCCCGGCUUGCGCCACCUCGACCUCAGCCACAACCCUCUCACCAACCUCAGCGCCUUCGCCUUUGCGGGCAGCAACGCCAGCGUCUCAGCCCCUAGCUCCCUGGAGGAGCUGUUCCUGAACCACAUUGUGCCCCCUGAGGAUCAGCGGCAGAACGGAAGCUUCGAGGGCAUGGUGGCCUUUGAGGGCAUGGUGGCAGCUGCCCUACGCGCAGGCCUUGCGCUCCAAGGGCUGCAGCGCCUUGAGUUGGCCAGUAAUCACUUCCUUUACCUGCCUCGGGAUUUACUGGUCCAACUGCCAAGUCUCAGCCACCUGGACCUUCGGAACAACUCCUUGGUGAGCCUGACAUAUGCAUCCUUCCGCAACCUGACACACCUCGAAAGCCUCCACUUGGAGGACAAUGCCCUCAAGGUCCUUCACAACUCCACUUUGGCUGAGUGGCAAGGCCUGCCUCGUGUCAAGGUGUACCUGGACAACAAUCCCUGGGUUUGCGACUGCUACAUUGCUGACAUGGUGACCUGGCUUAAAGAGACAGAUAUGGUGCCCGAUAAAGCCAAACUCACCUGUGCAUUCCCAGAAAAAAUGAGGAACCGUGGCCUCUUGGAGCUCAAUAGCUCUGACCUGGACUGUGAUGCUCUCCUUCCCCCAUCCCUGCAGACUUCCUAUGUCUUCCUAGGUAUUGUUUUAGCUCUGAUAGGCGCUAUUUUCCUCCUCGUUUUGUAUUUGAACCGUAAAGGCAUAAAAAAGUGGAUGCAUAACAUCAGAGAUGCCUGCAGGGAUCACAUGGAAGGGUAUCAUUACAGAUACGAAAUCAAUGCGGACCCCAGGUUGACAAAUCUCAGUUCCAACUCAGAUGUCUGAGAAACAGGACUGGUCUGCAUGCGGUGUAGACUUC
This is a messenger RNA of Arvicola amphibius (Eurasian water vole), 1315 nucleotides long. It is a transcript of the gene Tpbg, whose product is annotated as trophoblast glycoprotein. The record is from RefSeq and is a predicted model, not a curated record. Bases 1 to 1281 code for a protein of 426 amino acids. Lineage: Eukaryota; Metazoa; Chordata; Mammalia; Rodentia; Cricetidae. Gene Ontology annotation, cellular component: plasma membrane. Gene Ontology annotation, molecular function: protein binding. The transcript has a single exon. Gene Ontology annotation, biological process: negative regulation of canonical Wnt signaling pathway.